Messenger RNA from Cajanus cajan (pigeon pea), 915 nucleotides. NCBI's taxonomy places the organism in Eukaryota, Viridiplantae, Streptophyta, Magnoliopsida, Fabales, Fabaceae. The record is from RefSeq and is a predicted model, not a curated record.
UACUGAUUCUUUGAGCCGCAAGACCUAGUUAGGGUUUUCGCUUCAGCUCUCCGAGAUCUUCAGUCGCUGAUUUGAAAAGAUGAGUAAGCUUCAGAGUGAUGCUUUGCGAGAGGCCAUCUCAGGAAUCAUGGCCGAUUCCAAGGAGAAGAAUCGCAAAUUUGUGGAGACCAUUGAGCUCCAGAUUGGAUUGAAGAACUACGAUCCACAAAAGGACAAGCGUUUCAGCGGCUCUGUCAAGUUGCCCCACAUCCCUCGCCCCAAGAUGAAAAUUUGCAUGCUUGGUGAUGCUCAACAUGUUGAAGAGGCGGAAAAGAUUGGAUUGGACUGGAUGGAUGUCGAAGCCCUGAAGAAGCUGAAUAAAAAUAAGAAGUUGGUGAAGAAGCUAGCUAAAAAAUACCAUGCCUUUUUAGCUUCUGAAGCAGUCAUUAAGCAGAUUCCACGUCUUUUGGGUCCUGGUCUCAACAAGGCAGGAAAGUUCCCUACACUUGUUACUCACCAGGAAACUCUUGAGUCAAAGGUUAAUGAGUCCAAGGCUAUGGUCAAAUUUCAACUUAAGAAGGUGCUCUGCAUGGGAGUAGCUGUGGGCAAUGUUAGCAUGGAGGAAAAGCAAAUCUUCCAAAAUGUGCAAUUGAGUGUUAACUUCUUGGUAUCCUUGUUGAAAAAGAACUGGCAGAAUGUUAGGUGCUUGUAUCUGAAGAGUACCAUGGGAAAAUCUUACCGUGUCUUUUGAGGGAUUUCUUUUUUCAUUUCGGUGAAUUUGUGAUCGCGCUUGAUACAUUAUCUUAAUAGCUAGAUACAAAUUUUCAUCUUGUUACAGUUUUGUUGGAUGAUCUUUUAUGGUUAGUGUUUCGUGUUCAUGUUCAAAGUUCAAACAUUCGAUUAUGAUAUGCAUUAUUUUUGGUGCUGCUUUCCUAA